This is a messenger RNA of Capsella rubella, 1311 nucleotides long. RefSeq names its product NAC domain-containing protein 102. Bases 129 to 941 code for a protein of 270 amino acids. Gene Ontology annotation, biological process: regulation of DNA-templated transcription. Gene Ontology annotation, molecular function: DNA binding. The record is from RefSeq and is a predicted model, not a curated record. The transcript has 3 exons. NCBI's taxonomy places the organism in Eukaryota, Viridiplantae, Streptophyta, Magnoliopsida, Brassicales, Brassicaceae.
CGAUUUCAAUCUUCGAGAUAAAACCACAAAAAGAUUUCAUCGAAGGUUUAAAAAAAAUAUAAACUCAAAACAAAAAAUCGAAUCUUAUCCACGAGAAAGCAAGAAACUUCUUAUUUUUAAUUUCAAAAAUGAGGGCGGAAUUGAAUUUGCCGGCGGGAUUCCGAUUUCAUCCGACGGAUGAAGAGCUCGUUAAGUUCUAUCUUUGCCGGAGAUGUGCAUCGGAACCGAUUAGCGUACCGGUUAUCGCAGAGAUUGAUCUGUACAAAUUCAAUCCAUGGGAGCUUCCAGAAAUGGCGUUGUACGGUGAGAAAGAGUGGUACUUCUUCUCACAUAGAGACCGGAAAUACCCAAACGGUUCGAGACCAAACCGGGCAGCUGGAACAGGUUACUGGAAAGCUACCGGAGCUGAUAAACCGAUCGGUAAACCGAAGACUUUGGGGAUUAAGAAAGCACUCGUCUUCUACGCAGGCAAAGCUCCCAAAGGAAUCAAAACUAAUUGGAUUAUGCACGAGUAUCGUCUCGCUAAUGUUGAUCGAUCUGCUUCUUCUACCAACAAGAAGAACAACUUGCGACUUGAUGAUUGGGUUUUAUGUCGGAUUUACAAUAAGAAGGGAACAAUGGAGAAGUAUCUUCCGGCGGAUGAGAAACCGACGCCGAUGAUAACCACGUCUGACUCGAGGUGCUCAAGUCACGUGAUAUCACCGGAUGUCACGUGUUCCGAUCACUGGGAAGUUCAGAGCGAGCCCAAGUGGCUUGAUCUCGAAGAUGCGUUAGAGGCCUUUGAUGAUAAGUCCAUGUUUGGCGGUGGUUCCAUCGAGCUGUUACAGAAUGACGCUUUUGUCCCUCAGUUUCCGUACCACUCCGAUUUCGCCACUCCGUUUCAGGACGCGCCGGAGCAGAAACCGUUCUUAAAUUGGAUGAGCUUUGCUCCUCAGGGCUGAUCUCUGAAAAUGGCGUCAAAAGAUUGAAGCUUUUCAGAGUAUUCGACCACCACACCGUGUCGGAUCCUGACCCGGAAUAACCAAAUCGGGUCAUGCAAUUACGGAAUCGGGUUCUUCAGAUUUCCAUAGUUGGAUUUCAUAGAGACUAACCAACUUAACAGAUUCUGGGUAAUUGGGGGGUUUUCCACUGGUGAAUCACACUCGGCAAGCAUGUUUCGACUUUUUUUUUUUUUUUUGUAAUUCUGUAUUUUGUUCAACUGUUUAAAGUCUAAAGUCUAAACUCUCAAGAUAUCACAAAGUAGAUACAGAGGAACUGUAAAAGUAAUUGUAACCAUUAUGAAUCAUAUAUAUAUUCAUCAUAUUCAAUGAA